This is a messenger RNA of Kickxella alabastrina, 599 nucleotides long. RefSeq lists its product as uncharacterized. NCBI's taxonomy places the organism in Eukaryota, Fungi, Kickxellomycota, Kickxellomycetes, Kickxellales, Kickxellaceae. The coding region runs from base 53 to 340 and encodes 95 amino acids. The record is from RefSeq and is a predicted model, not a curated record. The transcript has a single exon.
AGCCAUUAUCAAUUUUUACUUCAAAUAUUACCAAUAUUUUUACAAUUACACAAUGGAUUUUACCGAGCAUCACGACACUCUCCAGCGUAUGAAGCAGGAGGAGCAGGAUCUACACAACAAGUACCAGCAUCUACUCGGCAAGACGUUUGUCAAGAAGAAGGACUUGGUUGCAAACGGGAUUUCACUCGAUGAGAGCAAGGAGUUUAGCGUCGAGUCCCUUCCCGAAGCCCGCCGCAUUCUCCAGGGCAAUAACUGCAUGAUGACUAUGGACUACAGACCCGAUCGUUUGAAUGUAUUCCUUGACACGAGCGGUGUCUGCACUAGCAUAAACGUUGGUUGAUCGAGAAAUGCCGUUUUCCAAAAUCAAGACUUGUCUUUCAUUUGUUUUUCUUUUCACCAGCCAACAAUUGUGGAUUGUGCCAAUCUCCACGAUAGUUCUGUUGUUUUUCAGGGGGGUGGGUUUCCCCGAUUCUCCAGAUUUUCUUGUAGAUUUUUUCUUGGAUAAUUGUAGUAAAGUGGGGAUGAUUUUUCUUUACCUGUCCCCGUAUUUUAAUAAAAAUGCUCUUGUCUUUUAAAAAUAUAAGAUGAUCAAAUGACAA